This is a messenger RNA of Oncorhynchus tshawytscha (Chinook salmon), 936 nucleotides long. RefSeq names its product protein diaphanous homolog 3-like. The record is from RefSeq and is a predicted model, not a curated record. The transcript is spliced from 9 exons. Gene Ontology annotation, biological process: actin filament polymerization; actin cytoskeleton organization. Gene Ontology annotation, cellular component: cytoplasm; actin filament. Lineage: Eukaryota; Metazoa; Chordata; Actinopteri; Salmoniformes; Salmonidae. The annotation marks the transcript as partial. Gene Ontology annotation, molecular function: small GTPase binding; microtubule binding; actin binding.
UAUGGUUUGGAGCGUAUCCUGUCAGAGGAGAAGUGUCUGUCCCUGUUGGCCCGAGCUAUCGACCCCACCCAGCCCGCCAUGAUGACCGACGUGGUCAAGCUGCUGUCAGCCAUCUGCAUUGUGGGCGAGGAGAACACUUUGGAGAAGGUCCUUGAAGCCGUCACCACAGCAGGAGAACACAGGGCCACGGAGAGGUUCAGUCCAAUCGUAGAAGGACUCAGAGAUCGCUCCGUCCAAUUACAAGUGGCCUGCAUGCAGCUCAUCAAUGCUCUGGUGACGUCUCCAGACGAGCUGGACUUCAGGCUUCACAUCAGGAAUGAGUUCAUUCGCUCCGGCCUCAGAGAGAUUUUACCGCAUCUGACAACGAUCAGGAACGAUGCCCUGGACAUUCAGCUCAAGGUGUUUGAGGAGCACAAGGAAGAGGAUCUGAUGGAGCUCAGUCACCGUCUGGAGGACAUCAAGAGUGAACUGGAUGAUGUGGGAGAUGUGUUCAACGUGGUUCAGAGUAUGGUGAAGGACACCGGAGCAGAGGUCUACUUCCUCUCCAUCCUACAACACCUAAUGCUCAUCCGGAACGACUACUUUGUCCGGCCCCAGUAUUUUAAGAUCAUAGAAGAGUGUUUAUCUCAGAUCGUUCUCCAUCGCAGUGGGACCGACCCAGACUUCAGCUACCGAAAACGCCUUGACGUGGACUUCAGUGUCCUCCUGGACGUGUGUGUGGACAAGGCUCAGGUAGAAGAGUGUGAGCUGAGAGCUACUGACUUGGCUCUGAAGUUUGACGAGGAGUACUUGGGUCGACAGGAGGCUCAGGCUCAGCUGCUUAAGAGUGAAGAGAAGAUCAAUGAAUUGCAGGCAGAGCUACUUGCCUUCAAGUCCCAGGUAACUCCACACCACACCCACAGACAGACAGACAGACACACACCGGGGUUUCUGUGA